This is a messenger RNA of Sclerotinia sclerotiorum 1980 UF-70, 348 nucleotides long. RefSeq lists its product as hypothetical. The transcript is spliced from 2 exons. The coding region runs from base 1 to 348 and encodes 115 amino acids. The record is from RefSeq and is a predicted model, not a curated record. NCBI's taxonomy places the organism in Eukaryota, Fungi, Ascomycota, Leotiomycetes, Helotiales, Sclerotiniaceae.
AUGUCUUUCACACGCGCCAUUCCCCGCGCCAGCACGAUCGUCCGCACACAAACACCAGUUCUCAACCCAGCACGAAAUUUAUCUUUUACCGCAGCCCGCAAAUCGGCAGAUCAUGGGGAUCAUUAUGAUCCGCCGACCGGAUGGUUGUUUGGAGUGAAGCCGGGAGAGAAGCCGGAGAAGGAGGGAUGGGAGAAUUUGUGGGUGUAUGGAUUUUUUGGGGCGUGUGCUUUUGGGGUUGUGGGUUAUGCGGUUAAGCCGGAUACUUCGAUACAAACAUGGGCAUUAGAAGAAGCACGCAGAAGGUUAGAAGCCGAAGGGAUCUUGAAGGAGCCAGAAGACAAAUCAUAG